This is a messenger RNA of Vigna umbellata (rice bean), 2360 nucleotides long. Lineage: Eukaryota; Viridiplantae; Streptophyta; Magnoliopsida; Fabales; Fabaceae. The record is from RefSeq and is a predicted model, not a curated record.
AUCUGUUUGUCUGUCUCCAUUCGUAGAUUACAAAUUGAUAAUUGUUUUCUUCUGAGUAAAAUUUUUCUUUGUACAUGGCUACCAACAAGUUUGCAACCAUGUUGCAUAGAAAUACCAACAAAAUCACAGUGGUUCUUGUCUAUGCCAUCCUUGAAUGGAUUCUCAUCAUCCUCCUUCUUCUAAAUUCCCUCUUUUCUUAUCUGAUAAUGAAGUUUGUGGAUUACUUUGGUCUUAAAAGGCCCUGCAUAUGGUGCACAAGGAUUGAUCACAUCAUAGAGCCUGAAAAUAACCAGUGUUCUUGCUGGGAUCUUGUGUGUGAAGCUCAUGCUUUUGAGAUUUCCAAGCUGGGUUUCUGCUUGAACCACAGAAAACUAGCUGAAGCACAAAAUAUGUGUGAGAAUUGUUCAUCUUCGUGUCAGCCAGAGUUUGUGAACUUGCCUCAGAGUUUUGGCCACUUUCCAUGGAUGCAGCAAAAGGGUAUGACUCAUGGUGCUGAUGGUAAUAACAAGGUACUUGAAAAUGGGAUGGAGCCUUUGAGGUGUUCUUGUUGUGGUGACAACUUUGUUAGCAAGUUUUACCUGAUCAGAGAUAAGCCCUCUUCGAGGGUUUUGGAUUCUACCCAGAAAGAGAAUUUGAUUACUGAAAGUGAGGUUGAGGCAGAGGUUGAUGAGGGCCAUCAUAACUCAGAUUAUGGCAUAGAUGAUUUUGUGGUGCUUGAACCACUUGAAGAGGAACAGAACACUGUAGAGAAAAGGGGAAGCGACAUUGUUUUUUAUGCUGCGGAGGGCUCAGGUAGAGGAGGAAAGGAGGAAGAUGAUAUGAGUAUUUGUUUUGUGCAAGAAGAUGUUAUUUUGGAUUUUGAUUUAAAUUCUAGUGCAGAAUCUGAACCUGUUAUUGAGAAUUGUUACACUCCAUUGCAUACUGUGUCAGUGUCUUCAAGUCUAGAGUGCAGAAAGGCAUUCAAGACCAAUGGGAUUGAGUUAACCCCAAGGAGGAUUAGAGCUAAGAAAUUAGAAUCAAUAGUAGAAGAAGAAAAUUUGGAGCAAAACUGUCAAGAAGUGAAAUUAGCUCCAACGAUUGAAGACUCAAGAAUGAAUGGUAAUGUUGAUGCAAAUAUGAAAGGAAGAGAUGAGGAGUUAUCUUCAGUUGUACCAAAAGUGUUUGAAGAUGCAACACUAAUGCGCGAUGAUGAAUUAGGAGAAGAAGUCUCAACUCAAAAUCAAGAUUUUAUUCUGAAAUUCAAUGAAGAAGUGCAAGAAAUCUCAUCUUGUAGCACAACUACUUUUACUGUCCAAGAUGAUAGUGAGAAUCUACAUAAGCCACACAAGAUGCUAAUACUUCUUGAAAGAAAAGAAUCGGAAACAGAAGUAUCAUUGGAAGUAAGUUCCAUAUGUGAUACAGAAUGUGGUGAGUUGACAAUUGAGAAGUUGAAAUCUGCACUGAAAGCUGAAAGGAAGGCCUUAAAUAGUCUAUAUGAUGAACUAGAAGAAGAGAGAAGUGCAUCUGCUGUUGCGGCAAAUCAAACAAUGGCAAUGAUAAAUAGGCUUCAGGAAGAGAAAGCAGCAAUGCGGAUGGAAGCUUUGCAGUAUGAGAGAAUGAUGGAAGAACGAUGUGAGUAUGACCAGGAAGCUUUGCAGCUUUUGAAUGAACUUCUGAUAAAGAGGGAGAAAGAGAAAGUUGAGCUAGAAAAGGAGCUUGAAAUAUAUCGAAAAAAGGUUCAUGAAUAUGAGGUUAGAGAAACUAUGAUAGUACCAACAAGAGAAAGUAACAUAAGAAGCAUAACUUCUCCUCCUUGUAGCAAUGCUAGAGAUAGUGAUCAACAUGAACUACCUAUUGAUAAGAGUCGAUACACAAGCCAAGAAAAUGUUGUUUAUAGCCAUCAAGAAGAGUUCAGAAGCCAGAGCACUUACGAAGAUGGCGUUAUAUAUUUGGAGGAAUCAUUGGAAAACUUGGAGGAAGAGAGGUUAUUGAUUCUAGAACACCUGAAUAUGCUGCAAAAAAAGCUAGUUAUCUUGAAUUAUGAAGAAGAGUAUUUUGAUGGUAUUAAAUCAGAACAUAUUUGUGAAGAGAAUGCAAACGCAAAUGAAGGUGGAUCAUGUUCAGGAGAGAUUCCAAGCUUCCAAGCUCUGGAGGCAGAUAAAGGAUUUUUAAAGCACUGUAUCAUAUUCUUGAGGAAAGGGGAUAAGGAUUUAGAUCUUAUCCAAGAAAUUUUGCAGCAUCUUCGUGAUCAUAGGAAUGUGGAACUCAGAAUCAUGAACAUUGGAGAAACUCCUGUGUAAGAACUCAAUUAGUUAUUCCAAACAGAUAAUUGGUGAGACAAUACAUUAGAGUAUUAUAGAUUUAUAUUGUUUAUAAUUUAA